AUGCGUGUACACUGGUAAUUGGGACAGUGGGGGAUCACAGGCGAUAUGGUUACCAGGAUGGAGAAGAUGGAGGCCUGUAUGACUGCAGAUGAGGAGACUAAAAGCUCUGUGGACCAAGCGAGUGAAGGAUUCUUAAAGAAGCUUGUUAAAGAGGAGGACACUGAAGAUGAAGAUUAUUUCUGUGGAGGAACAUCAAGCUCUGUGGAACACAUCACUCCUGUGGACCAACAGAAUGAAGGUUUCCCCAUAAGGGUUGUUAUAAAGAAGGAACCUGAAGAUGAAGAUCACCUGUACUGUGAGGACUGCAGAUCCUACAACAAGUGUGAACUUCACGGUCCAGCUCACUCCAUUCCUGAUACUCCUGAUCCCAUUGGGGUCACUGACCAAGCCAUACAAACCCUUCCAUCCGGUCUAGAGGUUCAGGAGUCCAGUAUCCCUAACGCAGACACAAAAGGCUUCUCCUGCUCCUUGUGUGUGUUCUCCUACACCUCUCAAAUGUAUCUCCUCAACCACAUUAAGAGUCGCCACCAUGAGGAAUAUCUGAGGCUGCUGAAUUCUGGAGAGAUUAAAUACGAGAAUCUGCUGCCCAUAAGUACCAGCAUUCAGCAAACAGUUUCCGGUCCUUUCAACGAUGUCUCAGCUUCCAGAGAAACGCAGAAGAGUUUUGACGACCCAAGUGUUCUCAGAUCACAUCAGCGCAUUCACACCGAAGAGGACGAACAUCAGUGCUUACAGUGUGGGAAGAGCUUUAUUCAAAAGAGUACUCUCAACCAACAUGAGCGUGUCCACACCGGAGAGAAGCCGUAUCACUGCUCGCAGUGUGGGAAGCAUUUUCAUUCCAGAAGUAAUCUGAAAACACACCAGCGCAUUCAUACAGGAGAGAAACCGUACGAGUGCUCGCAGUGCGGAAAGAGGUUUACACAAAAAGCUAGUCUUCACUCACACGAGCUCAUUCACACCGAUGAAAAACCGUAUCACUGUUUACUGUGUGAGAAAAGUUUUACCUUCCUGAGCACGCUUGAACGCCACCAAGCCAGUCACAUCAAAAAGAAGCCGUAUCACUGCUCAGAGUGCGGGAAAAGCUUUUCACGCCCGAGCCAUCUCGCAAUACACCAGCGCAUUCAUACCGGAGAGAGGCCUCAUCACUGCUCACAGUGUGGGAAGAGUUUUACCAACCAAGGUCAUCUUGAACGACACCAGCGCAUUCACACAGGAGAGAAACCGCAUCGGUGCUCGCAGUGCGGGAAAAGUUUCUCGCACCCGAGUCAUCUCAGACUGCACCAGCGUAUUCACACCGGAGAGAAGCCUCAUCACUGCUCACAGUGUGGGAAGAGUUUUGCGCACCUGAGUAAUCUCAGAAAACACCAGCGCGUUCAUACCGGAGAGAAGCCUCAUCACUGCUCGCAGUGUGGGAAGAGUUUUACCAGCCCGGGUCAUCUUAAACGGCACCAGCACAUUCACACAGGGGAGAAACCGUAUCGGUGCUCACGGUGCGGAGAGAGUUUCGCCCAGCAGUGUAGUUUCCAGUCGCACCGGCGCAAUCACACCGGAGAAAAGCCGCAUCACUGCUCACAGUGUGGGAAGAGUUUUACAGACAGAAGUGUUCUCAAACAGCACCAACACAUUCAUACGGGAGAGAAGCCGUAUCGGUGUUCACAGUGCGGGAAGACUUUUGCCCGGCAGGGUAAUCUCCACUCGCACCAGCGCAUUCACACCGGAGCGAAACCGUAUCAGUGCACACAGUGUGGAAAGAGCUUCAGCGAAAGAAGUAAUCUAAACAGACACCAGCACAUUCACACAGCAGAGUAACUCCUGUAUGAAUUAAGAUUUGUUCAUUUUGAACUUGUCCCAUCAAGAAACAUUGUGUAAUUAUUAAAAGUAGCUUCCACUGCUACAGCCACGACACAUCAGUUUGUUGCUUUCUUCUACCUCUCACAUCACUGAACUUGGUUUUCUUAAGGUUCUUGUUGAUGCUCCUUAGAUCUAUUAAUAUUUUUAACUCCAGCAGCUACUCCUACCUGGAUGCUGCAGAACUUAGGCAGAGUUAUCUUAGUGGUUAAGGCUUUGGAAUAUGGAUUAAAAGAUUAAGAUAGACUUUGUCAUUGUAGUUAUACAACAACUUUGUUUGGUGUCUCUCAGUAAGACCAGCGGCAAUAAUAUAAUAAAAAAUAAGAUACAAACUAUAUAACUACGUACAACAAAAAUAAGAUAAAACUAUAGGAAAUGUGGGGGUGGCAUGGUUGCUCAGUGGGUAGCACUGUCGCCUCACAGCAAGAAGGUCCUGGGUCAAAUCCCCAGGCGGGGCGGUCCGGUUCCUUUCUGUGUGGAGUUUGCAUGUUCUCCCCGUGUCUGCGUGGGUUUCCUCCGGGUGCUCCAGUUUCCUCCCACAGUCCAAAGACGUGCAAGUGAGAUGAACAAGUGAGAUUAAACUUGUGUAAUGAGAGACUACCUGUUCUGUCGUGAAUGUAUUUAAAAUGUGUAAAACAUAAUAAUAAAUAAACAUAGGAAAUAAGGAGUAUUUACAUGAUGAUAUGAAUAUAUCAUCAUGACAAUAAAGCUGAGUCUGAGUCUGAUAUAUGAACUGGGUUUGAAUAGUGCAAAACAGAACAGCAUAACCAGUAUUGCAGUGGAAAAAAAAG
Molecule: messenger RNA, 2639 nt
Organism: Trichomycterus rosablanca
Lineage: Eukaryota; Metazoa; Chordata; Actinopteri; Siluriformes; Trichomycteridae
Product: zinc finger protein 883-like
Exons: 5
Coding region: 46-1809 (587 amino acids)
Biological process (GO): regulation of DNA-templated transcription
Molecular function (GO): DNA-binding transcription factor activity, RNA polymerase II-specific; RNA polymerase II cis-regulatory region sequence-specific DNA binding
Source: RefSeq, a predicted model, not a curated record